UCGAAAGACCCAGUCUUGUCCUUUCCUACCUUUCCUAGUAUAAGUAGAGGAGUUUCUGUUCAAAAGAACCAGCACUCGCUAUCUUCCAAGAUUUGAAUAUGUCAAGCUAUUAUGCUCUUCUGCCAUGGCUGGCCUGCGCUUUGUUGGCGGUUCUAGCUAAUUCUGCAAGUUUUGCUUCUGCUGCAAUCGUCCGACACUCUUUCACCGUGCAAAAUCUAAAAGUAAACAGACUCUGCAGUGAUCAAGUUAUAACUACAGUAAAUGGACAGUUCCCUGGCCCAACUAUAACCGUUCGAGAGGGAGACAAUCUUAUCGUCAACGUUAUCAAUCAAUCACCUUAUAACAUCACCAUUCAUUGGCAUGGAGUGUCUGGUCUGAAUCCAUGGGCAGAUGGACCUAGUAUGAUUACUCAAUGUCCCAUACGACCUGGAUAUAACUAUACCUACAAUUUCAGCAUCACCAAGCACGAAGGAACUCUCUUCUGGCAUGCUCACAACGCAUGGUUCCGUAAUACCGUUUUUGGCCUAAUCGUUAUCAAACCCAGAUUAGGCCAUUCAACUCCAUACCCCAGACCCUUCCGCGAAGUUCCCAUCAUCCUAGGAGAGUGGUGGAAUGCGAGUGUCCUUGAUGUCGAACAAACAACAGUAAAUUCCGGUGGUACCCCUCAAGCUAAUGAUGCUUUCUUCAUCAAUGGAUUACCCGGAGAUCUCUAUGAUUGCUCUCAAAAUCAAAUGUUCAGGUUCAAUGUGAAGAAAGGAAAAACCUAUCUCCUACGCAUACUCAAUGCUGGAAUCAACAACAAUAUGUUCUUCAAGAUAGCCAAUCACAGCAUGACAGUUGUCGGCAUUGACGGCUCAUACACAAAACCUUAUGUCACCGACGUUAUCAUGAUUGCCCUCGGCCAGACCACCGACGUCCUCCUCACCGCUAACCAGCCACUGGGGUCUUAUUACAUGGCAGCCACCCAUUACGAUCUUGUCGGAGAACCUGGUGAAGACACGUUCACUAGAGGCCUGAUCGUCUACGAUGGUGCCAGCUCAUCAAUGACUCCGGUAGAUCCCGUUUUACCUUUCCACAACGACACAUCAACGGUCUUCAAGUUUCAAAGCAGUCUGUCUUCCCUUGUUGGUGGACCUCAUUUUCUCCCCGUUCCGCGUUUGGUGGAUGAACAUAUGUUUAUCACCGUUGGAUUGGGGAUAGUACCGUGUGAUUUAAAUGCCACGUGUAGUGGUCCGUUCGGGCAGAGAAUGGCGGCGAGCAUGAACAACGUGUCGUUCGAGGCUCCCACCAAAUUAUCUUUAUUGGAAGCAUUUUAUUACAAUGUGAGUGGAAUCUACACCGUUGAUUUCCCUGAUAAUCCUCCCGUACAGUUUGAUUACAUAAGCGGCAGCAUCAGCUUAAAUCGAUCGCUUAUAGCUACAAAAAAAUCAACGAGCGUGAAGAGAUUGAAGUUCAAUUCGACGGUCGAGAUUGUUUUCCAAGACACGGCCUUGCUUUCCAAAGGAGCGAACCACCCCAUGCACCUUCACGGUUUCAGCUUUCAUAUUUUGGCUCAAGAUUUUGGAAAUUAUGACCCCGUAAGUGACCGUCAAAAAUUCAAUCUUGUUAAUCCACCGUUACGCAACACACUCUUUGUACCAAAAGGAGGUUGGAUCGCCAUUAGAUUCACGGCCAACAAGCCAGGUGUAUGGUUGAUGCAUUGCCACAUGGACGUACACGUGUCGUGGGGCAUGGAGACGGCUUUCUUGGUUGAGAAUGGGCCCACUCCGUCAGAUAUGUUGGCUCCUCCACCACUUGAUCGGCCUCAGUGUUGAUCAAUUUAAUUAGAAUUACCAUAAAACAAUUCAAUGUUAUUUCCUUUGAAUUAACAUUUAGUAUUGUUAGCGGAAUAAAAAAAAUAAUUGUGGAUAAA
Molecule: messenger RNA, 1912 nt
Organism: Tripterygium wilfordii
Lineage: Eukaryota; Viridiplantae; Streptophyta; Magnoliopsida; Celastrales; Celastraceae
Product: laccase-7-like
Exons: 5
Coding region: 99-1814 (571 amino acids)
Biological process (GO): lignin catabolic process
Cellular component (GO): apoplast
Molecular function (GO): copper ion binding; hydroquinone:oxygen oxidoreductase activity
Source: RefSeq, a predicted model, not a curated record